Molecule: messenger RNA, 2833 nt
Organism: Girardinichthys multiradiatus
Lineage: Eukaryota; Metazoa; Chordata; Actinopteri; Cyprinodontiformes; Goodeidae
Gene: ncdn
Product: neurochondrin
Exons: 7
Coding region: 371-2695 (774 amino acids)
Biological process (GO): regulation of neuronal synaptic plasticity; neuron projection development
Cellular component (GO): dendrite
Source: RefSeq, a predicted model, not a curated record
AUGGUCGAACUGGUUGGAUGGAUCUGAGCGGUCCAUCCAGAGGACGAUCCAGCUGACGCGCCGGGUGAUAAAUGGUGCACACCCAGUCAAUGCCUCGUUUUCACAGCGCAGCUCAAAAUGGCGUCUUGGCUGCUCAACAAGCCGCGCUCUGAUUGGUUCCUGCUGAGUGUUCCAGGGUUUCUAUUGGUUUCUGAAGGUUUAUUUUGAUAUAGGAAAGUUUACGGGCUGCUGUGCUGCGUGUGGGAAAGGUGUGACUCCAGUAAGUUGGUUUUAAAGCCUCCAUCCUGUCGGAUUUUACGUUUUCAGCUGAAUUUAAACUGAGAGCGGCUGCUGUUGCUGGUUACUAGGGUUACCAGUUGCCAGGGUUACCAUGGCUGACCGGGAUUCAGAAGAAGAGGAGCAGGGAGUAGCAGGAGGAAGGUCUCUCAAUGAAGCCCAGAGACAGGUGUUGGACAGGUGUCUGCACGCGCUCAGGCACGCGAAGAAUGACAGCCAGACGUUAGCUGCUCUGCUGCUGAUAACCCGCCUGUGCCCAGCGAGUCAGUUGGAUAAACCCACCAUGCGGAGCAUCUUUGAGGCCGUGGGUCUAAACCUCCCUGCUCGCCUCCUGGUGACAGCCGUCCGGGACACUGAAGGCUCAGGCUUGCCCCGCUAUGAGCUCCUCUCUCUGGGCACGGCGCUGCUCGCUGCCCUGAGCACAGACCCAGACAUGGCCUCCCACCCCCAGCUCCUCACCACCAUCCCCCUCCUGCUGGGCCUUUUAGCUGAUGGUUUGGAGUUGAACCUGCAGAACCGAGCCAGUGUCAGUCCAGAAGAUCAUCCCAAAGGUAAAGGGGUCGGUGAGAGGAAGGAGACCAGAAAGUCAGAUGGGGAUGAAGGCAGGGAUGCAGACGGAUCUUCAGCUGUUCAGGAUACUUCCAAACUUGAUGAAGCCAUGGCUGCAGACUGCUUCCUGGUUCUGACGGCUGUGUGUGGAUUACCCAGGGGAACUGAGCAGCUUCUGAACCGGGGGGCCAUCCCUGCUCUGUGUCGGGUAGUGGAACAGAACAAGACCCUCAACCACCAGAGGGCGCUCUCCCUGCUCGGGAGCCUUCUCUCUGGUAAAACCAAAGAGAAGGCGUGGAGUAAACACCCAGCAGAACUCCUCUCUCUGCUGCUUAGACUCUCCAAAGACUUCUGCCGGUCCUCAGGCCUGACCCGGUUUCAGAUGUGUGCCCAGCUGGUGCAGUUCCUGCCCCCAGCAGGGAUGGCGUCAAAGAGUGAGGAGCUGAAAGAGGCUAUAAGCUUUGUGUGGGCCGCACUAAGACCCAUGCUGCAGGCCAAGUUAACACCUAAACAGAUCGGGUUGGUUCUGGUCCUCAGUGCCUGCUUACUGGACCUGUAUGGGUGGGAGUCAGUGGGCCCACCCAAGUUCUGCUGUCUGCUGGUGAACCGGGCCUGUGUUGAGGUCAGGAUGGGUUUGGAAGAACCUCCUGGAAAUGAUCUGAGUCCAGAGCUGCAGCAUACGCUCACAGGGUGUUACCGGAUCAUGGAGGCUGCCAUGGAGCAGGCCUGCACGGCAGGAGACGCCGCACCUCCUCACAGCUCCUCCUUGAAUGCUCUCAGCCUGCAGCAGAGCCGGCAGGUCCUCGGAGUCCUGCAGGAGGCCUUUUCUGCCAUCAUGUUCCACCUGCAGCAGGUGGACCCCAGUCGCUUCUCCGACCCGUUUGUGUUCGCAACAUUCCGUGCUCUCUGCUCAUGGCUGGCUGAGGAGACUUCCUGCCUGAAGGAGGAAGUAACUGGACUCUUGCCAUUCCUGAUCGGUUACGCACGGUACCACCUGCAGGAGGGAACCUUCGAGCAGAGCCUCUCGGAUUGGUUGGCCCAGGUGUCUGUCAGUGAGGAGAGAGAGGCCUGGACGGGCGGGGAGGCUCUCAGGUAUCUCCUCCCUGCUCUGUGCCACCUGUCGGCUGAGGACGCUCCCAGGAAGGUGCUACUCAGCCUGGAAACCCCAGUGCUGCUGGUCAACUUCCUGACACGGGGCUGGACCUCCUUGAGGGGGAGGAGCGGCUCAGCACUUACCAGAGAUCCCAGCAUGGAGACGGCAUGCUCCACCCUCCUUAACUUUGCCGUGACGGAGCCAGAGAGCGUCAGGAAGGAUCCAUGUUUCAGAACCCUGGAGGCCCAUCUGAGUGAAGCACUUCCUGUUCUGGUGCAUAAGCCCCGCCUCCAGGUCCUAGCAGCCAAUUACUGCACUCUGGGGCUUAUGAUUGGCCGACUAACAACUCCGACUGCAGGUACGGAGGGAGCAGCCCAGAGAUGUUUCUUCUCUGCAGCCCUGCGGUUCCUCCGUAGGGCCCUGCGCUCUGGCUCUGGUUCUGGUCCGGUUCAGGUGAGCGUCAGCUGGGAGGAGAGCUGGGAGGAGGCUGCGGAGCUGUGGCGUUUGUCCCUGCAGGCUCUGGCAGGCUGCGUUCGGGCUCAGCCGUGGAUCAUCGGGCUGAUCCGAGACGAAGGCUGGCUGAAACACAUCAUGGGGGUUCUGACGGAGAGCAGCGGCCUGCCUGAGCGGCACACUGAGGAGGUGCUGGAGGAGGUGCUGUGUGCCGUGGUGGAGCACCAACCCGACAGUCAACAGGAGAUCAGAGAGGUAAUGAGGAGCAGUGGGGGAGGAGCUCUGAGCAGGAUGAAGAACCUGAAGAAGUUGGUGGGAGUUUAAACAAUAAAGGCUUGCUUGACUGAACCCUGGCUGAUGUGGUUUCUACCUGGAUCAUGUUCUUAAGUUCUGUCACCUCCAACAUCUUCACUCUGUGGGAGACAAAUGUUUAAUAAAGAUCUAUUUUAUUACAGAAGCUCA